Molecule: messenger RNA, 1859 nt
Organism: Aegilops tauschii subsp. strangulata
Lineage: Eukaryota; Viridiplantae; Streptophyta; Magnoliopsida; Poales; Poaceae
Source: RefSeq, a predicted model, not a curated record
GAGCCUAUCCGUGUUGAUGGCAUAGUUGUAGUACUGAGUGCAAACACUGUGCAAGGAAUAUUUGUGCUGAGCGUAAACAUGGAACAAGUUCAUUGCGCAAACAUUUGAAGAGAUGCAGGGAAAGGAAGAAGGUUCUUAGAGUUUCUGGACAGCUGAGUGCUUCUAUCGUGAGUCCUGAUGGAGUUGCAAUGGGGCUUUGGACCUUUAAUCAGGCAUUAGCACGCCGAGAGCUGAUGAGGAUGAUAGUGUUGCAUGAAUUGGCAUUCUCAUUGGUGGAGUAUGAUGGAUUUAGAAGAUUUGUCUCUAGUCUAAAUCCUAGCUUCAAGAUGAUAUGUAGAAAAACUGUGAAGGAGGACUGCAUGAAAGCAUUUAAGGAAGAGAAGAGAAUUCUGCAAAGGAUGUUCCAAAACUCCAAAUCCAAGAUUUCUUUGACUACGGACCUGUGGACAUCAAAUCAGACAGUGGGGUACAUUUGCAUCACAGCUCACUUCAUUGAUGAGGAGUGGAAGCAGCAAAAGAGGAUAGUGAAAUUUGCAGCUAUGGAGACGCCGGUCAUAGGAGCUGCAAUGUUCAACGUCAUGGUGAAUUUCAUAAGAGAGUGGAACAUUGAAGAUAAUCUCUUUGCUGUGACGCUAGAAAAUGCAUCAAACAAUGGUGCAAUGAUGAAGCUAUUGAAGGCACAUCUCCUGCUUAAGAAGAUGUUACCUGGUGGUGGCAAGUUGUUUCACCAACGUUGUGCCGUGCAUGUCAUAAAUCUGAUAUGUCAAGCAGGAUUGAACUUCCUUGGUCCAGUGAUCAACAUGAUACGUGAAACUGUGAAAUAUAUUCGAAGCUCACCAAGUCGAAAGGAAACAUUUCAAGAAAUCCUUGAGCAACAUGGUGUAUCAUGUGGGAGAACUCCAAGUCUUGAUGUUCCAACUCGCUGGAACUCAACCUACAUGAUGAUUGAUAUAGCAAAAGAGCAUCGCGGAGUGUUUGACUCUUUGGCCAUUCAAGAUAAACAAUAUACCUUCAAGCCAUCUUUUGAGGACUGGGAAAAUGCCGAAGAUGUUUGCAGGCUACUGAAGGUAUUUUACGACGCCACUAAUGUGAUAUCCGGCACAAAAUAUCCAACUGCUAACUUGUAUUUCCAUGAAAUGUGGAAAGUGAAGCUGACCUUAGAGCAACAACAUUAUGAAGAGGAUUCUGAGAUGGGCACAACGGUCAAAUAUAUGAAGAGAAAAUUCAGAAGGUAUUGGAAGAUGACAUGGUUGAGCCUUUGUAUUCCAGUGAUUUUGGACCCACAAUUCAAGUUGAAAUAUAUUGAGUUCCGAUUUGGCCUAGAGUUUGGGAACGAAGAUGCAGCAAUGAUUGCUAAAAUACAAAAUGUGUUCCAAGGGUUGUUCAAGGAAUACCUCCAAUUGAAUGACAAUGGAUCAGAUCCCAUGUCACAAGGAGGUGAUGAUGACAUGGCUAUAAGUGGUGAAGAUCCUAUGGCUGAUUGGGACCAACAUGUCACCCUCACUGCUCGAUCAACAAAUUUGGAUUCUACCGAACUUGAUUCGUACUCGUCAAAGGUACCCAUCCGUCGAAGUGAUCAAUUCAAUAUCCUUGCAUGGUGGCAGACGAACUCAGGUGAAUACCCAACGUUGAGUCGCAUGGCAGCAGAUAUCUUGGCGGCUCCUUCCUCUGCGGUGGCAUCUGAGUCCGCCUUCAGCACAGGGAAGAGAGUCCUAUCAGAUUUUCGAAGUCGAAUGACCGCAACAACACUUGAAGCUCUUGUUUGCUUACAAGAUUGGAUAAGGGCCAACGCUAAUACUCAACGUAGCUUGGCUUCAGUGCAUGACAUUAUAAUGGACUUACAAGAUAUCGAGGACUGA